CGGCUCCCCACCCCACCUGACCCGACCCGACCCGAACAAAACGGGUCUCUGUGCACCCUAAAUUCACUCCUUCUCUUCUCUUCAAAUUACUUCUCCGGUGGUCUAAUGGUCUCUUACUGUUUGUGCUCACAAUUCACAAGCAUCAAUUACAUUUAAUUCAUUCAUGCCCUUCCCACUGCCACUGAUUUAGUUGAAGAAGAUAGCUAUGAGUCUUUACAUGCCCUUAUUCAGGUCCUGCACCACCAUAAGAACACUUGUCCAACUUCAUGCCCACCUCUUUGUUUCUGGUCUACACAAAGACCCACAAGCUUCAACCAAGCUAAUUCAGUCCUAUGCUCAAAUGGGUUCCCUUCAAUCCUCCAAACAAGUCUUUCAAACCUUCCCCAACCCAGAUUUUUUCAUGUGGGGUGUGCUUAUUAAAUGCUAUGUAUGGAACCACUUAUUUAAAGAAGCCAUUGCUUUGUACCAUAAAAUGUUGUACCUUAGAAUCCAUGUCAAUAGAUUUAUAUUCCCCUCAGUUUUAAGAGCCUUUUCCAGUUUUGGUGAUGUGGACUGUGGUGGUAAGCUCCAUGGGAGAGCAAUCAAAUGUGGAUUUGAUAAUGAUGGUAUUGUUCAGACUUCGUUGCUCCUUAUGUAUGGGGACUUUGGGUGCUUAGAUAAUGCUCGGAAGGUGUUUGAUGCAAUGUCGGUGAGAGAUUUAGUUGCGUGGAGUGCCAUGAUUGAAUCUUGCGUGGAGAACGGAAUGGCAAAUGAAGCCUUGGACUUGUUUUGUUGGAUGGUGUUUGAAGGUGUUAACCCGGAUUCGGUCACAAUGCUUAGUGUGGUUGAUGCUUGUGGUGAUUUGCGGUCUUCAAGGCUAGUCAAAUCGGUCCAUGGUUACAUUGUGAGAAGGAACAUGAAAACUGAUGGGUCCUUGGAUAGUUCUCUAAUUACCAUGUAUGGCAAAUGUGGAGAUUUACAUGGUGCAGAGAUUCUUUUCCGAAAUGUUACUCAUCCAACUACUUCUUCUUGGACUGCAAUGCUUUCCUGCUAUAAUCAAUCUGGUUGCUUCUACAAAGCUAUUGAUAUUUUCGUGAAAAUGCAGUUGAUGAUAGUUGAGCCGAAUUCAGUAACCAUGAUGAGUGUUCUACGUUCUUGUGCCAAUUUAGGUCUGCUCAAAGAAGGGAAAUCAAUCCAUUGCUUUGCUAUUAGAAAAGCUGUAGACUUUGAUAUUCUAAAGCCAACAUUACUAGAGUUAUAUGCUGAUUGCAGGAGACUAAGUGACUGUGAGAAGAUUCUUCUUACAACUGGGGAGAAGAAUAUUGUGCAGUGGAAUACACUUAUUUCGAUUCUUGCUCGCAAGGGUCUUUUGGAGGAGGCAUUAUUAGUUUUUAAACAGAUGAUAACAGAAGGACUAAUGCCAGACUCGUAUAGCCUUGCAAGUUCCCUCUCAGCUUGUGGAAAUGUGGGCCAAUUACAUCUUGGACAUCAGAUACAUAGUCAUAUCUUAAAAAGAAGCUAUUUUGACGAGUUUGUCCAGAAUUCGUUAAUUGACAUGUACUGCAAAUGUGGUAUUAUGGAUUCAUCAUACAAGGUAUUUGAUAAACUUAAGCAGAAAAGUGUAGUGGCAUGGAAUUGUAUGAUCUGUGGAUUUUCCCAGAACGGUUACUCAUAUGAAGCAAUCAGUCUUUUUGAUCAAAUGUACUUUGACCGUCUUCAAAUGAAUGAAGUGACUUUCUUGUUAGUAAUCCAAGCUUGCUCCGAAUCAGGUUACUUAGAAAAGGGGAAAUGGCUUCACCACAAGCUCAUAACAUGUGGUAUGAACCAAGAUACGUAUAUUGGUACUGCUCUAACUGACAUGUAUGCUAAGUGCGGGGACCUCAAAACUGCUCGCAGAGUUUUUGAUAGCAUCUCCGAAAGGAGUAUUGUGUCAUGGAGCGUCAUGAUUGCCGGGUAUGGCAUGCAUGGUGAGAUCAAUGAGGCCAUAACACUCUUUGAUCAGAUGAUGGAAUCGGGAAUUAAACCGAAUGAUGUUACAUUUAUGAAUGUUUUAUCAGCUUGCAGUCAUGCAGGCUCUGUCGAACAAGGAAAACUAUAUUUCAAGAUGAUGAAAAAUUUCGGUAUUGAGCCAAACACUGAGCAUUUUGCUUGUAUGGUCGAUCUUAUGAGUCGAGCUGGUGAUCUUUAUGGAGCAUAUGGUGUUAUCAAGUCCAUGCCAGUGUUUGUGGAAGCUAGCAUCUGGAGUUCCUUGCUUAAUGGUUGUCGAAUUCACCAAAGAAUGGAUAUGCUUAAUAAUAUUCAAAAAGACAUUUCGGACAUAAGUAGUGAUGAUCCUGGAUACUAUACUUUGUUAUCUAACAUAUAUGCUGAAGAAGGAAACUGGGAUGAAUUUGGGAAGGUGAGAUCAAGGAUGAAACAUAUUGGCCUGAAGAAGAUUCCGGGAUACAGUACAAUUGAGCUUGAAAACAGAACUUAUCGAUUUGGAGCUGGAGAUGUUCCUCAUCCAGACAUCAAGGAAAUCUGUAGUUUUUUAGACAACUUCAAGUGUCUGGCACAGGGACAAGAUUUUGUAGCAUAGAAUACAAUGGCACAUCAUCUUACAUUUACAUAUUCUCUUAGGACAAUAUAGCUAUGAAGUUUUUAAAGCUGCCUAAUACAUUCCAGCAAUAAACCAUUCACAUACUCGAAACCUUCACGCUCUGAAGCUUUUCUCUACCUUGACUGCCACCGCCUGAAGAUUGCAACCCCUGAGAUUUUUUCUUUCUUUCUCCUAUAUAGAGUCCGGAUCAGAUCUAACCCCUCCUUCCUCCUCUAGCAGCCCACUUAUCCAUGUAUUUUUUUUUUGUUUUCAGUCUCUCUCUCUCUGUUAAAUUGUUAAUAACUUAGUAAUGCAUUGUUGCUGUUUGUAAUGUGUAUAUCUGGUUUGGAAUCAAAAUAGGGUAGAAUUUUGUUUUUGUUGUUAAAAAAUGGCAUGGUUGAAAAAAAAGAGAGAAAAAAACAUGGAAACAUAUAUCACAUCCUUGAAUGAAAUGGUUAUUUUAUUACAUAAGAAAAUCCUCAAUAAUAAUACAGUACUAUUGAUACUUUAUGAGUUGUGUUUCCUUAAUUAAACUAGAUAGGUCCUGAUCUCAUGUAUUCAAAUAUAAGAUGAUACUAAUAAUCAUUUGAUUGUUUUCUCUACUAGGAUUAUUCUUCUCAUUCUGAAGAUGUCAAAGUAUUUAAAGAUGUUAAAUCAUUACAUGAAGAAUAAAGAUUGUU
Molecule: messenger RNA, 3237 nt
Organism: Cannabis sativa
Lineage: Eukaryota; Viridiplantae; Streptophyta; Magnoliopsida; Rosales; Cannabaceae
Product: putative pentatricopeptide repeat-containing protein At1g69350, mitochondrial
Exons: 2
Coding region: 206-2557 (783 amino acids)
Biological process (GO): RNA modification
Molecular function (GO): protein binding; RNA binding
Source: RefSeq, a predicted model, not a curated record